UGACAUGCACACUUGUCAGUAGUGACAAGUGACCACAAGUGACUGUGACAGUUCGACAAGUUGGGAUUCUUCGCGCUAAUUGCAAUAAAUCAUAUAUCAUUUUUUCUUUCAAUUUUCAUCUCAAAUACAUUGAAAUAAAUAGCAUAUUGUCUUUGAAAAACCACAAUAUGCUGAACGACAUGCCGAAAAGAUUACUAAGAAGCUCCGAAAGCACAGAGGUUGAUGUACGCGAAGAUGAGGAACAAGCUACUAAAUUUCAAGAGAUUAUUGACUUGCUUGUUGCCGCAGGCUAUUUUAGGGCACGAAUAAAAGGUUUAUCAAAUUUUGAUAAGGUUAUUGGCGGCAUGACCUGGUGUAUAGAGUCGUGUAAUUUUGAUGUAGAUGUGGAUUUACUUUUUCAAGAGAAUCUCACAAUUGGCCAGAAAAUUUCUUUGACAGAAAAAAUUGUAGUUAUGCUCCCCAAAAUGAACUGUCCAUACCGAAUAGAACCACAUCAAAUACAAGGCUUAGAUUGUAUUCAUAUAUUCCCAGUUAUUCAAUGGCUGGUAAAACGUUCCAUGGAAAUGCGACAAGACAUGGCAGAUUUUGUGAGAGCUUUUGCAUUAAAUCAAUUUCACAAAAAACAUUUUUUUAGUGAAGAUGCUGAUAUAGGAGCAAGAGCUAAUGAGAAUAUCAUUAGAAAUUUAUGUUCAGUUAAGAAAGCUUACGAACCACAGCGUUUGUUCAAACAAAAAGAAGAUUUUGUGAAAGAUGAAUCAAGUAGAUUUAUUGGUACAGUGUUAGAAUACGAAGCACCAUUUGAGGCUGUUAAAGAUACAUGCGCAACAACAUCAAUAGAUUCUAAAAGCAGCGAUUCAAGAAAUGAGUCAAGUAAUAAAAGAAAUGAAAAGAAUACUGCUGAACAAAUCACUGCUAUUUUAUCUGUCAUAGAAGAAAAUUCGAUGCGUUUAAGUGUAAGUACAGUUGGGAACAUUGUUGGUAUACAAGCACAAGAAAUUGCUAAAGUGGCAGAAAAAUAUGCAUCCAUGGCUACUUCUGAAGUAGAGGAUGGUGACGCGACGGAUUCCUCGCGUGCUCUAAUUGCAUUACAGAAACAAAAAACGACAUUGCAAUCUAGAGUACGCAAAUUAACGAAAGAAAGAGACAGCUUAUCUGAUAAACUUGCUGAAAUAAUAGAAAAAAUAAAAGAACAUCAUACAAAAAGAGAAACCAUUAAAAGCUCGUUUAAAAAAAUUCGAGAAAUUGGAAUUAAUGACAAUGAUAGCAUUUUUAAACGAUUAGAGGAACUUCUGUCUGUACAUGAGGGUUUGAAAGAGCAAGAACACAAUUUUCGAGAGCAAUGCAAGUCAGACUUGAAUCUUGUCCGAGGUAUGUUACAAGAAAUUGAAAAUGGUACUCCAGUGGAGGAAGAGGAUCGUGUCAAGGAAUAUGAAGAGCAAAAAGAAGCUAUAAUACGAGUGCGAUUGCAAUUGGCUAAAAAGAAUAGAAUUAUUGCAUCUUUAACGAGGCAGUUAGACGAUGUUCCAGGACGCUCUGAAUUGACGCAAUAUCAGCGACGUUUCAUGGAACUCUAUAAUCAAGUUUCAGCUAAGCACAAAGAAACUAAACAAUAUUAUACGUUGUACAAUACACUCGAUGAUACAAAACUGUACAUAAGUAAGGAAUUGUCAUUACUAAAUUCCAUUCAGGAUAACUAUAAUGAAGCUAUGGCAUCAACAAGUGGCAAAGAACAGUUCCUGAAACAAUUUGAGACCAUUGUUGCAGGAGUGAAGCGCAAUAAAGCAAUGGUGGAAAAACGGUGUGCUGAUGAAAAAGGUAGGCGAGAUGCACUUAGUCGACAACUUGUUACACUCGUGGAGCAGCAACGCAAAUACGUUGCAGCAGUUAGACAGCUUACUAUUGAAUGUCGCAAAAAUGAAGCUUUAUUAGCUCAACUUCGUGGUCCAUAAGUUUUCUUUAGCAAAUAAAAGAAUGUUUACUCAUCUAAUGACAUUACUACUUAAAACUGUUUAGUCUUUUUACUAUCUAUACAAUGAACACAAUUAUACAAUGAAUGUCAGAAUAUGUUAUAUAUAUAUAUAUAGAUUACGUAUACGAAAUAAAUAUUAUAUUAAAUAAUGUACAUAAAUCAUGUUACAAUAUAUACAUAAACUUGAAUACAGUCAAAAUGUAUAAAAAUUAAUCCAUUAAUUACUUCAAUAUUGUAUUAUCAACCAA
This is a messenger RNA of Monomorium pharaonis (pharaoh ant), 2217 nucleotides long. RefSeq names its product coiled-coil domain-containing protein 93 (gene fidipidine). The record is from RefSeq and is a predicted model, not a curated record. Gene Ontology annotation, biological process: Golgi to plasma membrane transport. NCBI's taxonomy places the organism in Eukaryota, Metazoa, Arthropoda, Insecta, Hymenoptera, Formicidae. The transcript is spliced from 12 exons. Bases 168 to 1949 code for a protein of 593 amino acids.